Molecule: messenger RNA, 787 nt
Organism: Camellia sinensis
Lineage: Eukaryota; Viridiplantae; Streptophyta; Magnoliopsida; Ericales; Theaceae
Source: RefSeq, a predicted model, not a curated record
UUUUUUCAAACGAGAGUUGGUCCUAGAUUUAUUCAUUUAUUUAUUGUAAGAAAUCGAAAUACUCUCAUGUCCUCAAUCCCCUUCAAUCUCUCUCUAAUCUUCUCAGAUUUCGACGCUUAUUCUAUUCAAUUUAAUCGAAACAGAGCUUCAAAAAUCCGAGACCGAAAUGGGAAUUCCAUCGACGAUGAGGGACGCUUGGGCAAACCGAAGAAAUUCGCAUUUGAUUGCUUCACCCGCUGAGGAUCAGAAGAUUCUGAAUUCACGCCGUUGCACUCAAGAGGGUGUUCGAGCAGGAGUGAAGGCAGCUUCCAUUGCUUGUGUUGCCAGUGCUGUGCCUACUGUAUGUGAUCUUUAUCACUACUUUCUGUAUUCACUGUGUAUACAAUUUCUGGAUUUAUUUGGGACAUUUUACUGGUUUAUCAGUACACUUUCAAUGUGGGUAUUUGGCGUUCAUAACUGUUCAAUAACAAGAUUGAUUCACAUAAAAACCACCAAAUCGGUAGGUAUCAUUUCAGAUAGAAAACAAUCACUUGCUUUAGGGGGGCCAAGCGAGAAUUUUUGUUGAGAGAGGCAAAGUUAUAACUUAUACUCAACUUUUUCCUAUUUGACAAUCUCAUGUUCAUUAUCUUAAGCGAAGAAAAUCCCAAAUAUAUGUGGCCAAUGUGGAAAUUCCGGAGGAGCAAGAACAAAAUUUCAUACGGGCAAAUCAAAAAUAAGUUUGAAACUAUCGAUAGAAAUAAUAUUUGGACUUUUAGUGGGGAUAAAUUAAUGAUUAAAAAAAAAAAAA